Molecule: messenger RNA, 459 nt
Organism: Meyerozyma guilliermondii ATCC 6260
Lineage: Eukaryota; Fungi; Ascomycota; Pichiomycetes; Serinales; Debaryomycetaceae
Gene: ARC19
Product: Arc19p
Exons: 1
Coding region: 1-459 (152 amino acids)
Biological process (GO): Arp2/3 complex-mediated actin nucleation; actin filament polymerization
Cellular component (GO): actin cytoskeleton; Arp2/3 protein complex
Molecular function (GO): actin filament binding
Source: RefSeq, a predicted model, not a curated record
AUGUGUUUGGAAGACUUUUCCUCGCAAUUGGUUGAAAGACAUAAUCGGCCCGAAAUCGAGGUUGAUAACACCCACAAUCCGGAAUUGGUGUUAAAUCCAAUGGUGAUAGCCAGAAACGAGAACGAGAAGAUUCUCAUCGAACCAUCGGUCAAUUCGGUUAGAGUUUCUAUUAAAAUAAAGCAAGCUGAUGAAAUCGAACAAAUCUUGGUACACCAGUUUACCAGAUUUUUGACGUCAAGAGCAGAGAAUUUUUUCAUAUUACGGAGAGUUCCCAUUGCGGGCUACGAUAUCUCGUUCUUGAUCACCAACUUCCACACAGAACAGAUGUUGAAGGACAAAUUGGUGGACUUCAUUAUAGAGUUCAUGGAGGAGGUGGACAAGGAAAUCAGUGAAAUGAAGUUGUUUUUGAACGCUCGAGCCCGUGUGAUCGCCGAGGCUUACUUGACUCCCUUCGACUAG